GGUAGGCGGUGUCUGUUUCGGAGGGAGAAAGGGCCGUAUAUGUGAAUGCAUGGUCGUCGAACCGCCUUCCGUGCAGUCACUUUGUCACUCGCGAUAGGUUUUGUUGCCGCGGUAAUCGGAGCACGAUGAAGCACGGACGAUGUGUUUUAUUCGCCGUUGCUUCGCUACUGCUCGCCGGAUUUAUGGUGAUCACCAACACCGACCUCACUCACUCCAUCAUCACUGCAGAGCGAACGCGAUCCGAUACUCAUGCGUCAAUGGUGCAACACGUCAACGACGGCCUCAGAGAGCGGCAGCGCGACACUGGCGCCAUCUAUGAGCGGCAGCGCGACACCAGCGCCAUCUACGAGCAGCGGCGAGACGACGUGCGGCGCGUCUGUGCGCAGCGGUACGCCAACGUCACGUUCGGCGGCAAGUUCAACUAUCGCACGCAGACGUACGCCGACGACGCGCACAGAAUCGCCUACUGCGCUAUCCCCAAGGUCGCCUCGACCAGCUGGAAGCGGAUACUGCUCGCCGUGAACACAGCGGCGGCAUCCCCGCGCGAUGACGUCAUCGUCAACGCCGAGAGGCUGGAUCGCAUGGCGGGCUUCAACGUGCAUCGGCGCGUCAUGACGACGGGAGUGCUGCGUCAGCUGUACACGCUCGACGCACGCGCCGAGUCCGACGUCAUGUAUGACUAUAAGAAGUUGAUUUUCGUGCGACACCCGUUCAGUCGUCUGCUGAGCGCUUACCGAGACAAACUCGACCACGACGACGACAUCGGCAAAUUCGAGAAGCAUCGACGCGCCAUCGCCGCCAACGCCGGCCGCGCGGUCGCCGACGGCGACGAUCGUCGCGUUACCUUUCGGGAGUUUUUGCAAUAUCUCGUCGACUCCGAGCCGAGGCUGUUCAACGAGCACUGGGCGUUGUUCGCCCACCUGUGCAGUCCGUGCGUUGCCGACUACCAUUUCGUCGGCAAGUACGAGAACAUGGAGAAGGAGAGCGGCGACUUUCUGGCGGCGGCGGGGAUCGAUGGCGCCGUGAAACUGUCGGGAAAAUAUUUGUUCGUCUCCCACAACGACACCAGCGCCGAGAAGCUGCUGAUGCGCUACUAUGGCGCCCUCCCGCGGGAACUCGUUGCGAAGGUGUACGAGACUUAUCGGCCUGAUUUUCUCAUGUUCGGCUACAAGGUGCCCGAGUUCCUGAGCGCGGGAUGACGAUGAUGCUACAGCGAGCAUCGUUAUAUCGUGUAUACUGGUGUGUGCGUGCGUGCGUAUGUGCGCGUGUGUGUGUGCGCGCGCGCGUGUGUGUGCGUGUGUGCA
This is a messenger RNA of Priapulus caudatus, 1304 nucleotides long. RefSeq names its product carbohydrate sulfotransferase 11-like. Bases 126 to 1199 code for a protein of 357 amino acids. The record is from RefSeq and is a predicted model, not a curated record. Gene Ontology annotation, cellular component: membrane. Lineage: Eukaryota; Metazoa; Priapulida; Priapulimorpha; Priapulimorphida; Priapulidae. The transcript has 2 exons. Gene Ontology annotation, biological process: carbohydrate biosynthetic process. Gene Ontology annotation, molecular function: sulfotransferase activity.